This is a messenger RNA of Bolinopsis microptera, 2822 nucleotides long. RefSeq lists its product as uncharacterized. Gene Ontology annotation, molecular function: oxidoreductase activity. The record is from RefSeq and is a predicted model, not a curated record. Lineage: Eukaryota; Metazoa; Ctenophora; Tentaculata; Lobata; Bolinopsidae. The coding region runs from base 419 to 2404 and encodes 661 amino acids. The transcript has 4 exons.
GUUUCAUUAACAUGAUUAAGCUCAUUUGACAGAACAAUUUAAGUUCUCAAAGUGCAAGAAUGUAAAAUAAACUGUGCAUGAACCUGUCCUAAGAAGUAUGUGAUUCUGACAAUUUCUCACGAGUUUAUAUAGAUGUUACGCGGAAAUUCGUGACCAGCAAAUUAAAUAAGUUUGUCAUGUGCAAUAUUUUCCAGUAAAUCAACUGAUAAUAAAUUCCAAAGUACCGUACAAUAUGCUCCAACGUCACUAAACAUGUUAGAGAUAAGAAAAGGAAAGUGGUGCAGUUUUGUCCAUGUGUCUCUAACAGUUGUGGUUGGCUUGAAAGUAUAAAUAGAUUCCGAUGUUGUCAAUAUUAUAGUCCACUUUAUGAGUUUUGUCAGUAAUUUGUGCGGACGUUUUGUAUUAUUUACCUCAAAGCAUGGAUUUGGAGCUGCUCCAUGAUGACCGUGAUAUCGAAGUGCUGAGUCUGCUCGGUAGUGGUAGUGGCAAUGAAAGUAGCAAAUUAGGAGAAUUUGUACUGAUAAACACUCCGAAGAAAUCAACGAGCAAGGUAGUACCAGAGGGUUCUCAAAAGGAGAAGUCAACAAUCCAGUCAGAGCAGGAUAAGAUCAAGGAAGAUGAACCAGAGGAGUACGAUCUAGUGAUAGUUGGCUCGGGAGUAUCAGGGCUCUAUGCACUCUUCACAAUCCUUACACAACGACCUGAUUACAAAACCAAGAAGAUCCGCAUGAUAGAGCAAUCAGGAAUCAUCGGAGGAAGGCUCCGAACGGAUAUCAUCAAGGACCCAAAAUACAGCAGAUCACCCGAUACUAACAGCAGCACGGCUUUUGUAGCUUGCGAGGAAGGGGGGAUGAGGUUCUGCAUCCAACUAGACGAAGAAAAGGAAAUGAAACCAUCUAAAGAGCAGGUUAUGCCGUGUCUCGUUGAUCUUAUUGUAAAUUUACGGCCAUUCGAUGUUAAAAUGUAUAAUAUUGAGCGUUUCAAAAUGGUCCCCGAGGGUAAUGUGGACUUCAGGAAACAGAUGUUUAGUGGACAAAAUUUCUCUUCCUGGUAUGCCCAACAAAAUCCUGGGGUUUGGACGAAUAUAUUCUCUCUGGAUAAACGGGAACGUGAUCGUUCUCCCGAUCAAAUUUUUGCGGAGGUGUACGAGAAAAUACUUAAAGAGAACUAUCCACAACUCAUUAGUUUUCUCGGCGACAAAAAGGCAGCAAUCGUGCUGAAGCAGCAGGAUGAUUCAAAGAUCCGACUUAUCCAGGACACGGAUUAUUGGUACAAUUUCAGGAAAUACUUCAGUUGGAACAACGUUCCAAUAUAUCGGUACACUAUGAGGUCCUUAAUGACAGUUAUGGGUUACUCUCAGGGAUGCAUUAGGAUGCUAGAGAUGCAAGGGUUCCAGAGCUUUACCUUAGGUAGAGGUAAUGCAGGUACAAUCAUCCAGAUGGAUAGAACACACAAGGCCAUGUCAGACUCCUUUUACUGCUUCACUUAUGGAUUCAGCGCUUUGAUAGAGGCACUUGAAGCUGGUAUUAACAACCUGCUUGGACAGGAUGGCGCGGCUGGUGACAAUUGGGUGUGGCUAAAUCAGCAAGUUACAAAUAUUAAACUAGCUGGAGGGGCGGGUAAACUUAUUGGGGACUUUGGCACGGAGCUGUCAAUGAAAGAUAUCUCCAAAGACGACGGUAACAUCAAAAAGAUUAAAGCAAAGGAGCUCAUUCUUGCAAUCCCCAGGAAAUCCAUUGAGAGCAUCGAAAUUACAAAAAUCCCCCACCACGGUUACACAAAGUUCCGGGAGUUGAUAAACUCUGUGGUGGACAUUAACAUGACAAAGAUAAACCUGUACUUUGAUGAGUCUUGGUGGAACAAGGAUCACGGAGACUGUAGGAUGUACGGGAGUAGCACAACAGACCUGCCCAUAGCACAGGUGUACCCGUUCUACCCGAACAUUAAAGAUGAGGACGCAAUAAUCGACCCUCACCUCUGUGCCCUGACCAUCUACUGUGACGUGGAGAACUCCGGUUUCUGGAGUGACUUACAGCACUUGCCAGGGGUCUUUACUUCUGAUCUACAAGAGAAGUACCCGGAGUUGAAAGCUGCUUCCUUAGAGGUGGUUCAGGAGGCAUUGAGGGAGCUCAGAUUGCUGUUCAAUGUCAAGAACAUCCCUUAUCCGGUUUUGACGACGUACACUAAAUGGGCAGGGGACGCUGACAACACGAACCCAGUAGCGAUACACCAGUGGAAGAGAGAUGUUGACGACAGAACUGUGAGACGCCAAAUAGUGAAGCCAUUCCCAGAUAGCAACGUAUUCGUGUGUAACGAAGCUUGGAGUGAGUUCCAAGGUUGGGUGGAGGGUAGUCUCAUGUCCACUAAGGAGGCUGUGGAGGCACUGCUCAAAAACACGUCUUAGGAGUGUCAGUAGGAACAUGCGGAGACAUUGGAGACAAGAAAUCAGCUGGCCUGAAGGCAGAAGAAUAUAGUGGUUAUAGAAAUGAGAGAGAAGCAUCAUACUCAAGUUUGGUUGGAGGAGAACAAUUAGCCGAGAUUUGCUGUGAUAUCCGAUGCAGAAUUAUCAAGAAGUUCACGAACAAUAAAUAUGUUGUUGGUUUCAUUUUUGAGAGCUAGGUCAGGUCGCUAUUUUGAAGUUUUCAGGGUAUGUUUUAUAUUUUAUAGUUUUGCACGAAUAGAAGCAAAGAAACAUUUGUUACAACGUUGAAGAAUUCGUCAUUUCUUAGGAAACUACAUGGUUCAUAGAUGAUAUUUAACAUAAAACAAAAUAGUAAUUGAAGGGGCUGCGAGAAUAAUAAAUUACUUUUAAACGAUUUAAA